Prunus avium (sweet cherry) is the source of this 1079-nucleotide messenger RNA. RefSeq names its product Adenine nucleotide alpha hydrolases-like superfamily protein. Lineage: Eukaryota; Viridiplantae; Streptophyta; Magnoliopsida; Rosales; Rosaceae. The record is from RefSeq and is a predicted model, not a curated record.
CUUUGGAGAUUGACUCAAACAAACACAUGUGACCUUGACAGUGUUUACUGAGAAAGUACUGUGGUAACCCCUUCAUUUGUUUCUUCUUCUUCAAUAUCAAUCAAUCCAUGGCUUCUCCGAGGAAGAGCCCACUUAAAGAACCAGGAGAUCGUCAGUCAGCGGCAAUCGUAGUCCAACCGUCGUCCCCGCGUUACCCUCCGAGUGGGACCCCCACCUCGGGGGCCCAGCGCCGAAUCGGGAUCGCCGUCGAUCUCAGCGACGAGAGCGCCUUCGCCGUCAAAUGGGCCGUCCAGAAUUACCUCCGUCCCGGCGAUGCCGUCAUCCUCCUCCACGUCCGCCCCACCAGCGUCCUCUACGGCGCUGACUGGGGCUCCACCGAUGUCUCCAUCCCCGAAGAUCAAGAGUCUCAGCAGAAGCUCGAGGACGAUUUCGACAAUUUCACCGUCACCAAGGCCAAUGACCUCGCCAAGCCUCUGGAAGAGGCUAAGACUCCGUACAAGAUCCACAUAGUGAAGGACCACGACAUGAAGGAGAGGUUGUGCUUGGAGGUCGAGAGGCUCGGCCUCAGCGCCGUCGUUAUGGGCAGCCGGGGCUUCGGCGCUUCGAAGACGACCUCCAAGGCCAGGCUCGGCAGUGUCAGUGACUACUGUGUGCACCACUGCGUCUGUCCUGUCAUCGUUGUAAGGUUCUCCGAUGAAAAGGACGAAAACGACGUCGUAAAGCAAGGUAAAUUUGGCUGUCCGGUCGUGCGUGAGGAAGAGCCGGAGUUCCAUGACGCUUUGGAGAAAGAUUCAGACAAGGCGCGUUGAACAGAUGGGAGGUGGUGAAGAGCUUUCAGAUGAUGUUUAUCAAAUACUCCUGGUUCGUAUGUAAUCAUGUUGUAUGAAAAAGUGUGGCGGUAGUAGUACUGAGUCUGAGUCUGAGUCUUUUCCUUUUGGUUUGUGGCAUUACUGACUGAAUGUCCGAAUCUGCUCGUCUUUUGUUUUAACCACCUAUUCACUGCCUUGCAUCUUUAUGGAGCUCCAGGAUGAUGAAUAAUGCAUGAUUUCUAUCUUAUUCUUCCUUUUUAGUAUUCUGAA